AGUGCGGACGAGGCUAACUGCGUUCACAUGGGAGAGAGGUUGGGCAGUGGUAGGGACGAGCGAUUUGUGGCUCUCUCGUCGGAAGUGUGUGAAGAAGAGGAUGAUGGACAUGGCCGAGCUGGGAUGAUCGGAGCUGCUACUUGCUGCUGCUGUGGGAGGGAGGGAAGGAGACGAUGGUUGGAAACGUGGUGAUUGCUAGAUCAAUGACUGUAGCGAAGGCGAUGGCGCCAGCGCCCACGAACUUGAGUUGGCACCAUGGAUUUGUGGAGCGGAAAGAGAGGCAGGGUUUGUUGAAUCAGAAAGGGUGCGUGGUGUGGAUCACGGGGCUGAGCGGAAGCGGGAAGUCGACUGUAGCGUGCGCUAUCGAUCACGCUCUGGCGCGCAUGGGGAAGCUGUGCUACGUGCUCGACGGCGACAACGUGCGGCACGGGCUGUGCAAUGACUUAGGGUUUUCGGUGGAGGAUCGGGAGGAGAACAUCAGGCGCGUCGGGGAGGUGGCGAAGCUGUUCGCGGACGCGGGCCUCGUGACGCUAGUCAGCUGCAUCUCCCCGUACAAGCGGAACAGGGAGUUCGUGCGCGGGCUGCUGGAUAAAGGAGAAUUCGUCGAAGUGUACAUGAAAGUUCCAAUUUCGAUUUGCGAGAAGCGGGAUUGCAAGGGGUUGUAUAAGCUGGCUCGGGCCGGGAAGAUUAAGGGCUUCACGGGGAUUGACGAUCCUUACGAGGUGUCGGAUAGGCCGGAGGUCACGUUGGAGGCUACGAAUGCUGCAGGAGAGCUCAUCACGCCGGAUUGCAUGGCCGAAACCGUGAUUGACUAUCUCCUGGGCCGUGGCUUGCUUAACGGGCCGUGCUUAUCAAACAUGUAACGUCGAUUGUAAGGUUUUGUGUCGAGAGCUAUUUUAGUAGCUUUGUGAAGAAUGCUGGUUUGCUGUCCUAGCGACUACGUUUUCCAGCGUUGAAGCUGCUGAGCGAGGCUCCUGCGUCAAUGGCACUUGAAAAGUUGAAAGUAGCUUUCUCGUAAUUUACAGCCAGAUGUAAGUAUAGGCAGUGCAUGUCAUGUUAUAACGCCCUUGUUAUAAUGACAAUUAGGCAGCAAAGGAUUUAAGCAUGUUCAGUACAUUAUUGCCAGGUUACAACGCCUUGUUGUAACGGCAUUUAAAUAGCAAGGGUUGCAAGCAUAUCCAAUAAAUCAUUGCCAGGUUCCAACGCCUUGUUGCACCGGCAAUCAGAUAGGAAUUGUUGUAAGCAUAUUCAGUUCAUCGUCGCCAGAUUACAACGCCUCGUUGUAACGACAAUUAGACAGCAUGAAAAAUCUGCGCUUUGUGUGAAGGGAGGAUAGUUAUUUCGAAUGAUGUUUUCUUUAGGACUCAAGCGCAAGCUCGGAUUGAAUCAUGUGUUUUGGACCUGCUCUAAACUAUCGUGUAAGGAUUAUAUUUGGGAUAAUACCACUCUAUGGAGUAUGAGAGUUUGCCCA
This is a messenger RNA of Physcomitrium patens, 1471 nucleotides long. Its product is annotated as adenylyl-sulfate kinase 3. Gene Ontology annotation, biological process: sulfate assimilation. NCBI's taxonomy places the organism in Eukaryota, Viridiplantae, Streptophyta, Bryopsida, Funariales, Funariaceae. The record is from RefSeq and is a predicted model, not a curated record. Gene Ontology annotation, molecular function: ATP binding; adenylylsulfate kinase activity.